AUGCAAAACCACAUCAGGCUGUUUGGCAGCGUGGUCACACGGCUGAACAUAUUCACAGACUUCAGGUCCUUUUUUGAGAGCAACACGUCAGGCAUCUAUACUGGCCACGGGCCCAAGGCUGUAUACAAGGAAAGCCAUGCUGUCGUGCUGGUUGGCUACGACCUUGACAAGGGGUACUGGAUCGUCAAGAACUCGUGGGGAGUCAACUUCGCCGCAAGCGGAUUCUGCAAGGUGGCCUUUGGAGUUGACGGCGUUGGCUACCCUGACGACACAUUUGGAAUCUACUUUGUGCCGGACAAGCCCCCUCCCAAGCCCCUCAACAGACUGUCGCCCUCCAGCCGCCCUGGCUGCUACAAAUACCGCACCCUACCCAGCUUUGCGGCUACACGCGUGUGGCUUGGCGUCUAG
Messenger RNA from Monoraphidium neglectum, 408 nucleotides. RefSeq lists its product as hypothetical. Gene Ontology annotation, biological process: proteolysis. Gene Ontology annotation, molecular function: cysteine-type peptidase activity. The transcript is spliced from 6 exons. The coding region runs from base 1 to 408 and encodes 135 amino acids. NCBI's taxonomy places the organism in Eukaryota, Viridiplantae, Chlorophyta, Chlorophyceae, Sphaeropleales, Selenastraceae. The record is from RefSeq and is a predicted model, not a curated record.